CAUCGUCGCUAUGAAAUCAGCGUAGGCCGUUUUUACUCCGACGCAUCGUUAAUGCGCGUUAAGUGCAUUUUUUGAAGCGACUAGCGGCCGAUAGAUGUCGCGUUCGCCGUUUAACCCAUUGCGAGUUGUUUCUGAUUAGUUUUCGAAGAGUUUCACGCGGAUUCGGGCGUGUUUCGGCGCAACGUGACGGAUCGAUCACUUGAUCGACGCCUCGGGGAUCAGAAAACCGGUCGUCCGUCGGGUAAACAAAGGAUGAGUCAGCCAGUGUUUCGAAUAUGGCGGAGCUUUCGGUUUUCGUCGUUUUCACUUUCGACUCGUCGAAAAGUCGCCGCGGAAAACACGUUGCGCACUACCGGCACGAAACAAUACGGUCGCAGUUCGACGAGAUGAAAACAACUCGACGUUCUAGUUAUAAUCCCACGCUUCGUCAAAGGUCGCGAGAGCACUUGGUGAUUUUCUAACGGUGCCGACCAAUCGGAACGCGGCUAGUUUUCCGACCUACGGCGCCAUAUUUAAACCGCGUUGUUUGAGAAUAAUCGCGAUCGUUUAGUUUGCUUAUUUUUGAUGAAUGCGCGUUAAUUUCUUAUAAAUUGCAUUUAUGCGGUUUAAAGUAAAUGCGACAAUGUGUUUAUGCUAACUUUUAUUGGUGUUUUUUGUUUGGAUCAGUUUUUAUUCUUUGGUCCGCAAAUCGUGCGGUUCAUUUUUGAACGAUCGGCCAUUUGGAUUCGGAUCGGCGGCACCGCCCCCCGAUUGGCCCGGCAUCGUUAGAAAAUUAACGCGCCUCCGUUCGAAGCCUUCGCGUUUGUUGUUCUCGCCAGUCCGCAGCGGCGAUCGGUCGGGCAACGAACGAUGUGAGUCACGGACCACCGAAAGUUAGUCGCGUGCGAUGGGCAACCGACUUUGCAAGAAAAAAUCUGACGCGGGGGACGCCGUGACGACGAAACCCGCGCCCCGUGCCGGAAAAUUCGACAGGAUCAUCGGCAGACUGCGCUUACGACCGGCCGCAUGGAAAUCCGACUCGCAGCUGAGCGACAAACGCGGCGACGAGCGCCCGAAACCGCUGUCCAGGUCCACCGAUUGGACGGACGCGCAGCUGGAGGUGACGCGCGACGACGACGACGCCGUCCACCUCAAGAACGCGCAGCUAGCGCUCAUCUUCGACGACGACACGGGCGGCACCCCUACGCCGCCGCCCAGGAAGAACCUAAUCCGGCGCAAUCUCAAAGAGAAAAUCGAAUCGGCCGCGAAGACCGGCCUCCAGGCCCUCCAGGUCCGCAAACCCGUCGAAGAGGAGCUCUUCGUCAAGAAGAAAAUUGUCUACACGUGUCCCGUGUGCGAACAGGACGAGAAGAACCACAACAGGGACCACCACCACCAGCACAACCACGGGGACAAGAAAAAGCUGCUCGAUAACGCGGAAGAUAAGCGGAAGAAAAACCUCUCGGUCGUCUCCCUCCCCAACUACGACGACCUGAAGCUCUCGGUAGCGACCACGGACAAAACCGAUUCGACGAAACCUAACCUCAACUCGUCGAGAUUGUCGCUGCAGUCGUCGAAGAAGACGUCGGGCGGCAAGUUGGACGCCUACUUCAACCGGUGCCGCAGCUUCGGCUCGCUCAUACCGCAGCAGCUGAAGAAGCUGAAGACGCACAAGGCGCCCGACGACGUCGAAAGCGACGACUCUUUCGCGGGUCUAGAGGACUGGGACCUGGGGCUCAUCGAGCAUUAUAACCCCAAGGAGGCGAGCUUGCCGCGCCCGCGGAAAACGGCGCCUGCCAAAACGGACGCGGACGUGCUGGCCGGCAUCGAGGACCUGGUGGUCCGCGACGACGCCGUCUCCGUCGCCAAACCCGAGCCCAGACAAAGAAAAACCGAGAGCCUGAUCAAGAAGAUCCAGCGGGAGGCGCGCGACGGCCGGAGCCCCAUCGCCACGCCCGAGGACGUGUGCCUCACGCCGCCGCCGUCGCCGGAGGUCGAGAAGAGGGCGGAGCCGCGCGUCGAGCACUCGGGCCUGAUGCGGAUCCUGCAGGAGUUCAGCCCCAGGAGGAAGCGCGACGGCGACGACGUCCAGGUGUUUAUUGAUGCGGAGAAGGCGCACACGGGGGCGGGGCUCGCCGGCUAACGCCGCGCGAGGGGACACCACUCCCCCCGGGUUGGAGAGGGGAUAACGCCUACUAAUUUAUUUUUACCGCUGUAAAUACGUUUUUUUGGUGAGUACUUUACUCAAUUUUCUAUCGUAAUAUAGUUCACAAACAUUAUACUCAUGUAAAGGGGAUGUUAUCUUAGGACACUACUUCAUCUCGGAAACUAUAGGGAAUGUAGCCAAAAGUUAAUUGGGGUAUUACAAACCUUCAGUUUAUUUUAAUGUAUAUGUAUGUAUGUAUCACGUAUAUUACUUCAUUUUUGAAUUGUAUACAAAAUUCUAGACAUAUUUUGUGUAUAAUAUCCUAUACCUAAGUCUAACCGUUUUUAACAUUUUUAAUUUUUUAUGUGGAAAAUGUAAAAUAUCUGCCAAUUUUUUCAUCCGGAAGCAUUUUUGUUUUACUUGAGUAAGUUAGACUCGAAUAACGGAUUUCAUAAGAAAUUUCGAUACGUAAUAAUACAGGAUAUGCGAAAAAUAAGAUGAAAAAAAUGAAAUGAAAUGAAAAAAAGUGCCAAAAAACUUUUUUUUUAAUGGAAACUACCUAUUUUUAUAAUCUUGUGAUAUUUAGCAUAAAAACUGCAAUAUUUUUACCUUUUGAAAUAUUUCCUUUCAAACAUUUAUUUAUCACAAAUAAUAUGCAGUUACCAUAUAAGUUCAGUUAGUGUAAGGUGGCUAUGACGAUGUUUAAAUAAAACAGGUGCUAGAAGGCUACUUGAAUGAUAGUUACGCCUGGCCUACAAAGGUGCAACGACUUAACUAACCUAAAUUUUUUUCUAUGGGGUACACUUAAAGAUUUAGUUUAUAAACACAAUCCGUCAACAAAUAUGUCAACGUGAAUCAAUCUACGUUGCUAAAAGAAGUGGCAGUAGAAUUAUGCCAUUCUUUUAAGUAUCGUCGACAUCUUUAUGACGCUAAUUUUGUAAGAAGACUUCGAAAUUGUAAUUGACUGUUAGGUAACGAACUUCUCGAGUAGUUUCUUCUGCAUUUUUACGCUUACCGACUUGACAAUUAAUAGUGAAUAGUUUUUUUUAUAAAAAUGUAUUUACUUAUCUGGUUUUUCCUUUGUUUUGUGUGACGUUAUUUUUUAACAGAUUUGGAAAAUUUCGUAAAAAAAUAGCGAUUUUAAAAAGUUUUUGUUCCCACUAAGGUGCUAUUUGAAAAAAAACUAGGUAACUAAGCGCUAUUUGGCAUUAGACAAGUAAAGUGUCAUUUACAAUUUUCACAUGAUCAGGUGACCCGGUAAAUAGUAUUUAUGAUGGUCACAGCCUCCUAAAUAAAAAUUUAAAAAACAAAAAAAAGUGAAAACGUAUCUUCCUAUAUAGGUUGCGCUAUUUAAAAUUCGAAAGUUACUGCCGUCUCCGCUCAAACCGGAAGUGCAACCAGUGACUACAUAUUGUCAAAAAAUUUGACAUUCAGGCUAUAUUAAUCCUUACCACUUUCCUGUGUCACCCGGUAUAAGUUGUGUUAUUUAUGAGUACACGAGAGACGAUAUAUUUUUGCAACUUACUUUACUCAGCU
Molecule: messenger RNA, 3661 nt
Organism: Cylas formicarius (sweet potato weevil)
Lineage: Eukaryota; Metazoa; Arthropoda; Insecta; Coleoptera; Brentidae
Exons: 3
Coding region: 887-2122 (411 amino acids)
Source: RefSeq, a predicted model, not a curated record